This is a messenger RNA of Fraxinus pennsylvanica, 918 nucleotides long. The record is from the annotation of a GenBank genome assembly. NCBI's taxonomy places the organism in Eukaryota, Viridiplantae, Streptophyta, Magnoliopsida, Lamiales, Oleaceae.
AUGGGGGAUCACGGCAAGGCCAAAUCGGGUAUUUCAUUCGCAGGAACUUUUGCCAGUAGUGCUUUCGCUGCUUGCUUCGCCGAGAUAUAUACGAUUCCAUUGGAUACUGCCAAGGUUAGGCUUCAGUUACAGAAGAAAGCUGUUGCAGGGGAUGGGGUAGCAUUGCCAAAAUAUAGGGGAUUGUUGGGUACAGUUGGCACCAUUGCGAGGGAAGAAGGUUUAUCUGCAUUAUGGAAGGGCAUCGUGCCAGGAUUACAUCGUCAAUGCCUGUUUGGAGGUUUACGGAUUGGAUUAUAUGAACCUGUUAAAACCUUCUAUGUGGGCAAAGAUCACGUUGGGGAUGUUCCGUUAUCAAAGAAAGUAUUUGCUGCACUCACAACUGGUGCUGUGGCUAUUAUGGUUGCCAAUCCUACUGAUCUUGUGAAAGUGCGACUUCAAGCUGAAGGUAAACUGCCACCUGGUGUGCCAAAGCGGUAUUCUGGAGCAGUAAAUGCAUAUUCUACUAUCGUGAGACAGGAAGGAGUUACAGCUUUGUGGACUGGACUUGGCCCCAACAUUGCACGUAAUGCUAUCAUAAAUGCUGCUGAAUUAGCUAGUUAUGAUCAAGUGAAGCAGACAAUUCUGAAAAUCCCUGGCUUCAGCGACAAUGUUUUCACCCAUCUCUUAGCUGGUUUAGGUGCCGGUUUUUUUGCUGUCUGCAUAGGAUCUCCAGUUGACGUGGUCAAGUCGAGGAUGAUGGGAGAUUCCACAUACAAAAGUACACUUGACUGUUUCGUCAAGACUUUAAAGAAUGAUGGAUCUUUAGCCUUCUAUAAAGGCUUUAUUCCCAACUUUGGAAGGCUAGGAUCUUGGAAUGUGAUAAUGUUUCUAACGCUGGAGCAGGCUAAGAAGUUUGUUAGAAGUUUAGAGUCAUCAUAA